AUGAACCAAAUAUUUUUUUCUGACGCUGUAGGAAAGUGUGGUCCCCCUCCACCGAUAGCAAAUGGAGAUACUAUUUCACAGCAAGAUAAGGAAUAUGCUCCAGAAUCAAGAGUUGAGUACCAGUGCCAAUCCCUUUAUACACUCGAAGGAAACAGGACUAUAGUAUGCCGCAAUGGGCAGUGGUCAGAACCACCCAAAUGCAUAGAUCCCUGCGUAAUAUCAGAAGACAUCUUGAAUAAACAUAAUAUAGUGUUCCGAUGGGUGGAUAAAAAGAAACUUUAUCUUGAGUCAGGGAACAAGGUUGAAUUUUAUUGUAAAAGGGGAUAUCGUAGAUUGUCACCACCUGAAUCAUUUCGAACAACCUGUCGAGAUGGAAAAGUAGCAUAUCCCACUUGUGGGUAA
Sorex araneus (European shrew) is the source of this 402-nucleotide messenger RNA. Its product is annotated as complement factor H-related protein 1-like. Lineage: Eukaryota; Metazoa; Chordata; Mammalia; Eulipotyphla; Soricidae. The transcript has 2 exons. The record is from RefSeq and is a predicted model, not a curated record. The coding region runs from base 1 to 402 and encodes 133 amino acids.